Molecule: messenger RNA, 1181 nt
Organism: Ceratina calcarata
Lineage: Eukaryota; Metazoa; Arthropoda; Insecta; Hymenoptera; Apidae
Product: Talin_middle and talin-RS domain-containing protein rhea
Exons: 3
Biological process (GO): cell-cell adhesion; actin cytoskeleton organization
Cellular component (GO): cytoplasm; focal adhesion; plasma membrane
Molecular function (GO): integrin binding
Source: RefSeq, a predicted model, not a curated record
CGAAGGAUUACGGACUUUUUCUCGCCGACGAAGACGUGAAGAAAGGCGUUUGGCUGGAGCCUGGUCGUAACUUGGAUUAUUACAUAUUGAGAAACGGCGAUCUACUCGAGUAUCGUCGAAAACUGCGAACACUUCGCGUGCGAAUGUUGGAUGGAACAUUGAAAACGAUACUGGUGGAUGAUAGUCAGCCAGUCGCUAAUUUGAUGGUAGUCAUCUGCACAAAAAUCGGUAUAACAAACCACGACGAGUACUCAUUAGUGCGCGAGUUACCCGAGGAGGAGACGGAGAACCAAAAGCCGGGAAACUUUGGCACAUUGACCUUGAAAAGGAGGAAGGAGGACAAGGGUGAAAGGGACGCGAAGAUGGACCAACUGAGGAAAAAGUUGAAGACCGACGACGAAGUGAACUGGAUAGAUCCGAGUAAGACUUUACGCGAGCAAGGGAUAGACGAGUCAGAGACAGUGCUGUUGCGUCGAAAAUUCUUCUUUUCGGAUCAGAAUAUCGACAGCCGGGAUCCAGUGCAAUUAUCACUUUUGUACGUGCAAGCUAGAGACGCUAUAUUGGAUGGGACUCACCCAGUUACAGAAGAGAAAGCCUGUACCUUCGCUGGGAUACAAUGUCAGAUACAAUUUGGUGAUCACAAAGAAGACAAACACAAGCCCGGCUUCCUUGACCUGAAAGAAUUCUUGCCGCAGUCCUACCUGAAAGUAAAGGGUAUCGAGAAGAAAAUAUUCGCAGAUCACAAAAAACACAUCGGUCUGUCCGAACUGGAUGCGAAAGUCUUGUACACGAAAACGGCCAGAUCUUUAAGCACUUACGGCGUCACAUUCUUUCUGGUAAAGGAGAAAAUGAAGGGUAAAAACAAAUUGGUGCCGCGUUUGUUAGGCGUUACUAAGGAUUCAGUUUUAAGAUUGGACGAAAAGACAAAAGAAAUAUUGAAAACGUGGCCAUUGACUACAGUUCGUCGUUGGGGCGCUUCUCCUAACACGUUUACUCUCGAUUUUGGUGAUUAUUCGGAUCAGUAUUACUGUGUACAGACCACAGAAGCUGAACAGAUACUUCAAUUAAUCGCUGGUUAUAUUGAUAUUAUUCUGAAGAAACAAAAAGCUAAGGAUCAUUUUGGGAUCGAGGGAGACGAGGGGUCUACAAUGGUCGAAGAUAGCGUUUCGCCGUUAAAGUAA